This is a messenger RNA of Aplysia californica (California sea hare), 1977 nucleotides long. RefSeq lists its product as uncharacterized. The transcript is spliced from 4 exons. The record is from RefSeq and is a predicted model, not a curated record. The coding region runs from base 281 to 895 and encodes 204 amino acids. NCBI's taxonomy places the organism in Eukaryota, Metazoa, Mollusca, Gastropoda, Aplysiida, Aplysiidae.
UGUUGUAGGUAGACUUCAAGGGUUGAAUAGAGAGGAAAUUUAUAUACAACGAUACGGUGCGUAGUGUUGAUAAAAGAUUAAUCCCCCUUGGUGUUUUUAAUCCUGGGGUGAAAGCGACUAGGCACUUUGAUCCAGUGUGCGUGUGUGCCAGUGUGUCUGCUGGUGUGUGUGUAAUAGUCCAGGGAGAUUUGGCGAUCAAGAAGUUUUAGAUAGUUGUAGUUAGUGUCUCGCCAUUUGUAAGAGAUUCGUAGACUCCGGGACGACAGUAUAAGAAGUCAAGAUGAGUGACACCCAAGAGCAAAGACCCAAAACCACCCAGGAGACACAGCGGCCUGGCUACAGCCGCGGGUCGGAGUCGGAGAUGACCAUCAAGUCCAGAUCCGCUGGCGGAAAACGAGGCCGCGCCAACAAGAUCUACCGGACACCGGUCACCCCGACGCCGGACGAGCUCCUGUUCAAGGAGAAGACCUUCGUCCUGGACUGUAACGCCACCAGCAGCAUAUCACGUGACUACUGCAAGGCCAACCCCAAAUUGGGGCCAGUCAUCCCGCCUUACAACUCCCAGAGAGAUAGGCACGUAGGAAACUACUUCAGGUUCUACGGUGUCAACUCCACGCUCAGAAGGACAGGACAGUUGCAGCCAACAUCAACGUCUAUUGAAGGCCCAGUGCUCGACAGAUUCCACGAGAAGGGGGCGGGGUUCAACUACUUGUCCUUGAGGAACCAGAAUGGAGCAGGUCACUCCCAGGACACGAUCGAUGGACAUGCGCAGUUCAUGCAGGGCAUCCGCUGUGUGUCCGGCUAUAACGGCAAGUACGGCUUCCGGCGGAACACACCCUGGCUCAGGAAGACACCUACGCCCUUCGAGCCGGCCACCAUCUUCCCCACACACUGAGUCUUGAGUCCACCAGCUAGCCAAUGUUACUUGGAGAAGCAAUGUUAAAUCUUGGGAAAGCAAUGUUAAAACUUGUAGAGAAGCAAUGUUGAAACGUGAAGAGCAACAGAUUUGUGUUAGUUAAAUGCCAGGUCCGUGGAGAUUUAUAAUAGUAUUGUGAUCUGAAUACACUGCGUUUGGGUGCAUGCAUACAAAAUCGUGUACGUUUUCUCUUAAAAUUACUCCUUCAGAUUCUGAGAGUGACAUCUUUCACAUCCACUGAAUUAAGCAAUACUUCACAUUUAUCAUCAGAUAUUGUCUUUUCACGAAAAAAUUUAUAUAAAAAUGUGUGUAAAUUGAAUAUUGUUUAGCAAGACUUUGUUAAUUUUAUUAUACAUCGGGAACGUCGGGCUUAGAACUGCACUCGUCACACGCCAAAGUCUAAUUACCCUACUGCUUUACUUGAGUUAAAAGAGAAACCCACAUGCUCGAUAACGGUCGUAUAUGUAAAAGUAGGACAGAAGGAAAUAACAAAGAUUGCAGGAAAUAGGAAUAUAAUAUAUUGCUCGCGUUUUAGACGAACAUAAUAACGCUAGUAUCAACCAUUUAAUUAUAAGUGUGUGACGUUGAUGUUAUUAAUGAUUAAAUUUGAUACCAAUACACAGAGAAGUGUAAAAUAAAUCAUGAUACCAUAAUCACACGGCUGUCGAUCAUUACAUUAUAUCAGUAUUACCUUCACAUCGAUUAUUUCACGCAUGUAAAUCAUGUGGGGCAAGAGAGCAUCCAAGACAAGCUGGAUUUCUUUUCACAAGAUUAUCCUUCACUUCAGUAUUUUAUUCUGUAUUAUAUGACGAUAGCCUAUAUAUUACAUUAUCUUUUUCGGGGUCUCGUAUAGAGACGUUUCUGUUGUUUUUGUUUUUUUCUUCUUUGUUUUUUAAAUGGGUUUUUUUUUUUUUUGCAUGUUACUUUCAUAACUAUUGUUUUCCUUUAGAUAUGGUGGCUGUACCGUCGGAAUUAAAGCUUAUCAAGAGUAUACCAAGGACUUGCAUGCACACUGUUUCUUAGUUAUUAGUUAUUUUCAUGUGCAUCUUGAUUUCGGGGGG